AUCAUGAUUCAUGCAACCAUCCUUCCCCACCCAGAAUUAUGGAAACUAGAGUUAGGUAUUGUUAAUAUGUCAAUUACCUUAAACAAUUGUUCUAAAUUGUUUCUUAAAAUUAUAGUAGAAAACUAGACAGUAUUAAAAAAAGAAGAAAUUCAGCAAAAAGAAAAACAGUUUAUUGCAAGUGUAACCGACAGAAACGACAUAUCGUUUGGAAGAGACGAUGGUAAGUGGUGGUCUCCAACUUCCAUUCCUUCUUAUCUUUCUCCUUCAAUUCACUGCUUUCACAUCUUCUUCCACUCACUCCAAUCCCACCCAUAUUUUCCAGGAUAUAUUGAAGGCAAUAUCAGCGAAACAGAAGUGGGAUUUCAACGAUGUUAGAGUUUACAACUUCGAUCUUGCAAAACUUAGGUUCGGAACCUCCCAAACCUACCACUUUCGAAUCGGUUCGGGUAACGAUAACUUCACCCUCAAAUUCUCCGACCAAGUUUCCUCUUGGAACAACAACAACAACUUCGCAACACCAAAACUCGAUUUAGAGACACUCGUUGAUCGAUUCACUUCAAUCGCAUUCCUUGAUGAUAUCAAAUUGGAAGGUCCCUUUGAGUUGCACGUCGAUGAACUUCAUCACUUUUCACUCUCUUUGCCCAUGAAUGUUUCGUAUACUGGUUUGAAACACGUUAUUGUUGGUGAAGGUAUUACGGUCGAAGUAAGAAGAGCACGAGAAAUGUCUUUUUUUUAUCGUCCUGAUCUUGAUCGGCAAACGAAUGGAAGUGUCGCGUGUAGCAAGGGGAAGAGUGAGUUCUGGCCCUUUUUGCAAUCCACGUGUGUGCCUCUAAUUCCCUUAAACAUAAUAGGUUCUGCAUCGUUGAUUGCUUAUGGAGCUCGGAAUCCUUAUACACAUAUAGGAACCACGUUGAUUUCCGAGGACACCGUUGAACUGCUUCCAGAAAAAUGUUACCAUGGCCGUGUGUUUAGAAAGCGAGCAUGCCCUGUUGCUUCCUUAAGUUUGAGAUUGAGUAUGUUAGAGAAAAUUUUGAGAAGUCUUCUUGGUCAUAAGAUCCUUCAAGAUCGAUUUUCUGGCCUUAUCAAAGCAAAUAUCAAAGCAUAUGCUGCUGUAAAGUUCCCCCUAGAAUUGGAAAGAGACGUAGGGAAUAAUGUCACUCGUAGUGCGUUGCCUGAUUGGAGAACAAGGCCAAGUGUCGAAAGGGUCUGGUUUGAGAUAUUGGCCAGAGUCGAGGAAAACAGGCUCAAGCCUGUUUUGAUCAAGAAAGUUAAACCUUUUAUUGAAUCUGAUUCAGUUUCAUGGGCUAAUUUGAUGUCGAAUAUGUCGUAUACAAAGCUGCGACCAGUUCUUCUUCCUCCAGAGGCUCUUACACUUGAUGUGAAAUGGUAGGAGAUACUCUUGUGUAAGUUGUGAUACUCCUUUUUUGGACACUUUUUAGGCUAAGUUUGUUUGUAGAUUUGGUCUUGUUAUAUACAAGAGUUCACUAAAUCUUGUAAAAUACCACUCAUGCACUCACGAUUGGUCUUUGUAAAUAUCAAAACGGAAAAAGAGAAAGAAGUGAAAGAUAAUUCUCUUUUACUUGCUUUAACAGGCUUUAGGAUUUGAGCCUAAUUCUUUAGUAAAGGGCACUUCUGAAUGAAGUUGCUUGAUCUGUGCUUGUGUGCUAAUCUGUAAUGUGUAUUUUACAUAGCUAAAUGGUAUAAGUGUUUACCAAGAAGAAAAAAAUAUUUGAAUGUGCAGUGUGAUUUAUGGUCAACUAUGAAUGCAAUCUACAAAAAACUUAGCCAUCAUUAAUGUAAUAAUAUUGUUGAAA
This is a messenger RNA of Cicer arietinum (chickpea), 1814 nucleotides long. RefSeq names its product protein TUNICAMYCIN INDUCED 1. The record is from RefSeq and is a predicted model, not a curated record. NCBI's taxonomy places the organism in Eukaryota, Viridiplantae, Streptophyta, Magnoliopsida, Fabales, Fabaceae.